Durio zibethinus is the source of this 610-nucleotide messenger RNA. Its product is annotated as sigma factor binding protein 2, chloroplastic-like. The record is from RefSeq and is a predicted model, not a curated record. Lineage: Eukaryota; Viridiplantae; Streptophyta; Magnoliopsida; Malvales; Malvaceae.
UUCGUGGCCCCUAUAUAAACCCCAAAACAUAGUUAAAUUAUUUCCCACGUUCAUCAAUCAUUUCUUCUAGACUUGACACACUUUCAUUUCUUUCCAAAGGGUACUUUUUUUUUUUUUUUAAUUUCUUCUAUGGAUGUAUCAGGCGUUCGCCAAAUGAAAAGCAAUAAGAAGCAUUCAAGAAGAAGCAAUUCCAAGAAAGAUAUUAAAGUGGUUUAUAUUUCGAGUCCCAUGAAGGUUAAGACAUGUGCCUCACGGUUUCGAGCUUUGGUGCAAGAACUCACCGGGAAAGACUCCGAUGCCGCCGUCCGGUUCAUGGACAACUGCGACAGCUCUGAAAGUUCUCCUACCGUUUCCGACGCAACAAGGGUUGUCGAUGAUCGUGUUGUUGGUCUGCCUUUGGCUAAUUCAAACCAUGAAUCUGUGUUUGAGCCAUUGGAUGAUGGACUUAUGACGGAAGGUAGCUUCUUGGGGAUGUUUACAUCAAAUUUGUUUAAUGAUCCUUCUCAGCUUGAUGCUAUUGGAAGCUUUGGUUCAGUUUAAUUAAUUUAGAACUAUGUAAUUAUAUGUAAUUAAUAAUUAUAUAAUCAUGGUUUUUUUUUUUUUUUGGGUA